Cottoperca gobio is the source of this 4738-nucleotide messenger RNA. RefSeq names its product complement component 1, q subcomponent-like 4b (gene c1ql4b). The transcript is spliced from 2 exons. Bases 627 to 1346 code for a protein of 239 amino acids. NCBI's taxonomy places the organism in Eukaryota, Metazoa, Chordata, Actinopteri, Perciformes, Bovichtidae. The record is from RefSeq and is a predicted model, not a curated record. Gene Ontology annotation, molecular function: protein binding.
CAUUCUUCUCUUCUUAUUCCUGGACAGACAAGUAAAGCGCCCUUCCCCAUAUGUGGUGGGUGAGAUGAACUCCAGUGGGAAUACUGUAGACCCCACCUGACAGCUCUCUGCCUGAGCAACUGAAAGCUUUUCACUGGAGCCACCACAACCACAGAGCUGGAUACAAAAAAACUCUCACCCUAAAAUCUAACAUCUCAACAGGGAUGCUCAGUUUAGGCAAAGAAAUUUAAAAUAUUUAUGUUGUUUUUGUCUUGCAAAAUGAUGAAUUAUCUUUAGCCCUCUGACAUUGUGAACCAGAGGAAACUGAAAAAUAAAUGGAUACAAAACAAAUGUACUGAGCACCAAGAAAUGGAAAAAACUAUUUGUCAUUCUCCCCCUACUUCUGAUUUUCUCCUGUCUGAGACUUGUCUGUCCCGCUCCUAGAAUCGUCCCCCAUUUCCCUUCUCUGCCCCACACAAUCACAUAUUUCCACCUUCCACAUUCUCGAUCCAGUAGGCCUAGUUUCUUCAGCUUUCAGCCUGGCCGGCACAACCAUUCCAGCUAAGGGGGAGGAGGACUUCCUCACGCUGGCCGCCUCCCGGCUCAGCCGCAACAAACGUGUCAUAGGGGCUGGAGUCGGCGUGGCCAUGGUCCUCGUCCUGCUGGUGGCCAUUCCUCUAUUGGUGCACAACACCAAGGGAGGAGGGUCCGGAGGAGGGGGCACACAUUAUGAGAUGCUUGGGAGCUGCAAGAUGGUGUGUGACACUUUCACCCCCCCACAGGGAGAGCUGACAGCCGUCUCCCCUCAGCCCCCAGACUUCUCAAACCGCAGGGGUAAGCAGGGGUUCAGAGGAAGCCCUGGACUUCCUGGUCCUCCAGGUCCUAAAGGGCUCCCUGGAGAGCCCGGCAAACCCGGCCCACCUGGUCCACCAGGGCCUGGUCCUGGAGGCUACGGCCAAUCCUUCUACAGUCCCAAAAUCGCCUUCUACGCAGGCCUCCGGAAACAACACGAAGGGAGUGAAAUACUGAAGUUCGAUGACGUGGUGACCAACGUAGGGAACUACUACGAGCCGAGCACCGGCAAGUUCACCUGCCCCCUGCCUGGCAUCUACUACUUCACCUACCACGUCUUGAUGAGAGGAGGUGAUGGGACGAGCAUGUGGGCUGAUCUGAAGAAGAACGGACAGGUGAGGGCCAGUGCAAUCGCCCAAGAUGCAGAUCAGAACUACGACUACGCCUCCAACAGUGUCAUCCUGCACCUGGAUGUGGGGGACGAAGUGUGCGUACAGCUGGACGGGGGCAAAGUUCACGGCGGAAACACCAACAAAUACAGCACCUUCUCUGGCUUCCUCAUCUACCCCGACUGACAGUAUACUCACAUUUAUAUACUCUCUCUCUCUGUAAUUAAGCAAAACGUUUACUCUCCUUUCUGCAUCUAACACCACCAUGUCUCCAUGAUGUAAUUUGUCAUUUCAAUGCGGUUCAGUACACAAAACAUGUAACAACAUGAUCGCAGUUAACAAAUAGAGAAUUUGUGUAAAAAUGAAUAUAGUAUUGUAUAUAGUACCAGUUAACAUUCACUUCUGAUACACACAUGUGUAAUCAUUAUUCUGUGCCAUGUACAGUAUGUAUAAGCAUGGCUAAAACACAUGAUUCACAUCUGUUUCACAUUCACACAUUGGCUUGUACACACGCGCACCAAGGCGUGCUCACAUGAAUUGAACUUCUCCUAUCAGUUGUUACGAGACAAGAUGAUCAUUUCAGCCACCGGUCUGAAAUCGACUGAAAUGAUCUCUGAAUGUAGACUGUAUAUCGAAGUGUGGCUGCAGCCUCUCGCCUUCACUGUGAGAUGGAUUUCCAAACGAGAAAAGUCAUGAAUAUAUUGAUCGCAGCUGAUAAUACAGCUAACACCAUGAACAUAAUCCAGUGUGUUGUAGGUCUGCGUUCAUGCGUGUGAGCAAGCAUACGUGUGUGUUUACCCUUCAGUUUGUGUUGGGGCAUAAGAGCAUCACGUUGCUGUGAGUUUGACUUGCACUGUCUCCGGCUCCUGUUAAGGGAGGGGGUGUCAAGUUGUCGGUAACAGUCCCUUAACACACACAGUAUAUCGAUACUGAGGUUUAGCUUUGAGAUUUUCCCUGAGCCAGAGCUCAUGGCGUAGCCUCAUGAUGUCCUGCUAAUGAGCUGAGGCUUCCUCUACAGCCUCAUCUGUUCACUCACACUCACAUCUGGCAUCCAUAGUUUGACAUUUUGCAAAAUAGGCUUGUUGGCUUUCUUGCCAAGAGUUACAUGAGAAUAUUGAUAUCACUCUCAUAUCUGCACGUUCACUGGGUUAUAUUAGAAGUGUUUAUAUCAAUCCUCAGAACGGUUACAUUUGUCGGCAGAGUGAAAGACAGAAUUGGCUAAACACAGCCCCCCUAAUGCUAUGUCGGAAGGGUGUGGUAGGAUGUGGUUUCUAUAGCUAUUCGACUGUUCGACAAACACUUUUAAAGAAGCAUACUUAUCCAUAGGCAGUGUAUUAACUACAGUAGAUGGCGGUCGGCACGCCCCUCAGUUUGGAGAAACAUACAGGAGGUACGGCACAGAACCAAAGUAACUUUGGUGUUUUAAAGGGUCAGUUCAAAUUCACCAAGUGCACACAAUGACGCAAACAAACGAACCGAUCUAUGCAGCGGUAGAGCAGCAACAUCUGUGUUCUGCGAGGUGAAAUGACUGUUUUUCUCAAUGGUGUCUGGUGGCUUUGAAGAGAGCAUAGAUAAAGGCUUCAUUUCCCCGUCAGAAACAUAUCGUGCAUAGUUGUCUCACAGCAAGGUAAAGCGCUGAAAAUAUUCUAAAGAUAGCGUACACUUAAACUAAUCUUGAUGUGCUGUGCCGAAGCUUUUGUCUGUUUUUCCAAACUGCAGGCAUGCUGACCGCCAUGUACUGUACGUAGUUCACUCACUGUGAAUUAGCAUCUCAUACAAUCCCACUUCAAAACAUUCAAACUAUCCCUUUAAUGUUAACACGGCAUUAGACAUAAGGGAGGAAUCGGCUGGCCUGCCUUUGUCAAAAAGUAAAACAAUCUACCUGUCAGAACCUUCCUAAUCUCACAAAAUAACAUGUUAUACCUCCUUUAAUUUGUACGCACUGUAAGAACAAGACUUUGAGGUUUUACUGCAGCCCUAUAUUUACUGAACAGAUAUAAGACAUGUCUAUCUUCUCAUCUAACUCGGUAGCAACAAAUGGCAUACUUCAGAAUAGGUCGAACUAUUCCUUUAAUUUGAAUACUGUGAAUAUACCCAUAGAAAGAUGAUUUUGAAAUGCAGGUGACUGUUGAUGUGUUACUGCCAUAUGCCAUACCUAUAGGUUUUCUGUGCCUUACACUAUCUUUUUCAUUUUUAUGCAUGAGACACUUGUUGACACAGGCGAUAUAAACAAACUGAUACAAACAGCAAUCUGACGAGGAUUUCGAGUUAAACACAUGCAAAUGUUGUUACCCACUUUAAGAAAUAAAGAUGCCAACUAAGGACAUUGAUUGUGAAUCUUUGUAUGUAACUGGAUAUAACUCAUUGCUGUAAAUAAAAGCCCAACUGGAGACCAAAGUUCAUUCGGUAGGGUCGGAAACACCUGUGGGAGCAACAGAAGCAUGUCACUGUGUUGUUCAGAAGUUGCAUCCAGAAAAGUUAUAAAUAUGUCGAUGUAACCAAAUUAUUAUAUUUAACACUUCUAUUUUUUCCAUGAUAUAAUGCUAAGACGGGUCCAAUAUAAUACUCCUUUGAACACAUCUAAUGUAGUUUUAGUGCCGUGGAAGAAGAGAGCUUCAUGUGCCCACAAAUCCAGCUUUGAAGCCUGAUAGCAUGACUGUACCCCGAUGAGAUUUGGAUGUCAACAUUACUGAUCAUUCUUGUACUGUGAUUGAAAACCCCUCCUGAAGUUGUGUAUUGUACACACAGACAUUCCUCCUGAGUGACUUUACAUGACCUCUGUGACAUGCUGCAUCCUACUGUGUGUGUUUUCUGGCGCUGUUACCUUUGUUCACGAGCCGUGUGGAUUCAUUGUUGUCGCUGUACUUUGCAAGCUGAGUUGUGUGUAUUCGUUAUGUAUGAAAUCAACAUUCUCUGCCCUUGAAGACCAUGAAACCCAAUUAAAAAAAAGAAAAUUCAGGAUUAUUUUGCUGUCAAUGCAGUCAGAGAACAAAACAGAGCUUUCUUUAUUCUUUAUUCUCUCCUUGUACUUAACAGGAAAAUCAAGAACUUAGCAGCCGUUGACAUUGUGAUAGGUUUUCACUGCUCAGGGUGUUUUUUUGAUUACAAAGUUCUCAAGAUUUUAUCAGCAUUUUAACAUACUUAUCAUAGAGCGAGGUUCAGAUAUGAAAACAGCUGACAAAUAUCUUCCAGUACUUCAAAGAAGAGCCAAACAAUAAACCUGCCAUAUCUUUGUUUCCUCCAUUGAUAAAGAAUAAUGCGGUAAAAUGACUUUGUGGACAUUAUUUCUUGAUUAGUGUUAUUGUUAUUAAGAUGCUUAAAUGUACAACUCUUUGUGGAAUUUAACAUGCACUCUGCCAUCUGAGCGCAUUCAACACAAUAAAGAAAAAGGCAACCUGAGUACCCAAUCAAUCCCCUUCCCAUGCCAUGUUGAAAGAUUUGUUUGAGAAAUAAUAAAUAUAAACACAUCUUUAACCCACAGUGAAGAUAGAUGGAGUCCAGUCCACAUACACGAAACAAUGAUAGAUGUUUUGUCUUAUUUGUGCUUGCUUUUUGUGUUUUUAUUUCAAACUGAGCGC